AUGAUUUAUUUGAAUAGUAAAUUGCGGGAACAACUCAAGAUUGGACUUGACUCAGCAUCACGCAUAUUCCAAAACCUUAAUGGAGUCACUGACGAUGUGGAACUGCAGUUCGAUGAAGAUACUGGAGCAGCCCUUGCCUACAAUGCAGCAUACAACACUCAUCCGGCCAUUUUACAUGGCAAUGGGCCAAGUAAAAGUCACCUCAACUAUCUUGCGAACUACAUACCCGGACGAUGGUCUUCUGUGAGCGGGUGCGCAUUCUGCGGAAAGAAGCAGAAACUUGACCUUUCAGUGGGAAUUUAUAGAGAUUAUUCAAAAUUUGAAAAAUUAUUUGAUGAGAUCAUCUUCACCUGUGUGAACGAUUAUGAUAUUAGGAGAUGA
This is a messenger RNA of Strongylus vulgaris, 381 nucleotides long. Lineage: Eukaryota; Metazoa; Nematoda; Chromadorea; Rhabditida; Strongylidae. The record is from the annotation of a GenBank genome assembly.